CGGCGCGGCAUGAUGAAGGUGGGAUGGGGUCAGCGUCUCGUGAACAAGCGAUUCACGACACAGACACACCUAGAAGCGUCAUCCGAUCGUCACGUGAGUGGUCAUUCUGCCUUCACAGUCAAUCCAUAUCAGUCUGACGCUACGAGCUCUGCCUCACAUCGUGGCAGGCCCUCCCUGUUUAUCGCCCCAACACUCUAGUCUCAGCAGUUGCCAAGAAUGUCUAUUUCUUGACCAGCGCUUCGACUUGAACACCAAAGGCAGACUUCAUGUCAUUGAUGGUGGCUGCACAACACACACACAGCAGAGGAACAGAGGGACAGAGAUGCUCUGCGUGUAUUGAUCAGCAGCAGAUCUAUCUUCCCUCCCUCCCUUACUUUUGGACUGUGCGACGCCUCCCUGCCAGAUGGCCUCUUUCAAGUGGACCUGCCCCCUGCUCAGCGCCUUGCUGCGGUAAGGCUCCUUCAAACACCUGAAGGCAUUGCAACACACAAGGACAGCGACAGACAACGAGAUCAUGCGUGUGACACUCCUGAGAUCUACCGCCGUCAUCUCUCGGCUUACUGUCUGAGUAUGUUGGCCAUCUCUGUCGUGUACUGAAUGUAAGAGACCUUCGCAUUCCGCCACAUCGCGCAGCGCAAGGAAAACUUCCCUUCCC
Molecule: messenger RNA, 655 nt
Organism: Vitrella brassicaformis
Lineage: Eukaryota; Vitrellaceae
Source: the annotation of a GenBank genome assembly